AUGAGUGGGCUCGGGCCGCCAGGAGUGUGGGCCGCCCAGAAGAGGCUGGAGUCGUGGGCUAGGGCGGCGAGAGAGAGGACUUCGAGCGCCAGCAGUGGACAGAGCCACAACUCCACGGACAGCUUCGGCGAUGACAAAUCUCACAGCAGCCCUAGCGAGAUGCUCAUACCGAAGGAGCACUGCCGUGUGCAACCGCUAAGCGAGGUCCGCACCGCCAGCUCCCUACCGCAUGCUCGACUGGCGCGCACCCCGUCGAUUUCAUCUCAGAGCAGCCUCGACAGCGGCACUUCGAGGGCCACGAGCCAUCGCGGUUCUUCCCCGGCGAUCCGCACCUUCGCCCCGGACGGGCGCACGCUGGAGGCGGGAGGCGCGGGGGUUCCCCGCUCGCCGUCACCGCUGCGCGCCGCCUCGCUGGACGUGCGUGCGGCCACCCACGCCCACGGCUCCCUGGCCUCGCUGGCUGACUCCCCAGCCCCGCCGAGCCCCAGGCACGUGCCCCCGAGGUGCCUCUCGCCCCUAUUGAUGCCGCCGAGACGAAUAGACCGCAGCAACUCUUUGGUCGAGAGCAGCAGUGGAUCGGGACCUCUUAGCCCCGGUGCCGGGGCCACCAUCAGCGCUCUCGGAGCCCUGCAGCCAGAUCUCUACACCAAACGCGAAGCGCCCCUCGUCAUCGAACUGGAAGGUGCCGGCCCUUCCUUGGGCAGAAUCCAUCUCCGUUUGAAAUAUGACUUCGAUAGAUCAGAUUUGGAAGUACAUCUCAUAGAAGCGCACGAUUUGGCUGGCUACGAGGCGGGCGGGUUCAACGACCCCUACGUGCGAGUAAGCUUAAUGCCGGAGGUGGACACCCGCGUGCGCCAAACGCCGGUACAUAGGAACGAGGCGAACCCAUUCUUCGACCAGCACUUCAAGUUCCCAGUGUCUCACGACGAGCUCAGCGAUAAAACGCUGCUUCUACAAGUGUUCGACUACGACAGAUUCUCCCGCAACGAGGUAAUGGGCUCAGCCAAAGUGCCUCUGUCACGCGUGGAGGUCGCUGGCGGAGCGGAGGUCUGGGCGGAGCUGUCGCGAGAGCGGCGCCCGCCAGAAGAGCUGCAAGAGCUGUUGCUGUCCCUUUCCUACCUUCCUUCAGCAGAGCGGCUAACUGUGGUCGUGUUGAAGGCAAGAAACCUGCUACCACCGCAGGAAGGAAAAGACGCCUUCGACGUAUACGUCAAAGUGUAUCUCCUUGUGAAUGGAAAACGGGUAAAAAAGAAGAAGACAAACAGGAAAGAAAUAAAUAAUCCCGUGUGGAACGAAGCUCUUUCCUUCAGCCUGCCUUCUGGCAAUCUUCAGGAAGCGUCUAUUGAGGUGUGCGUGGUGACUGGCGGCGGCAGCGGCCUGGUGGUGGGCUGGUGCUGCGUGGGCGCCGCCGAGCCGGCCGCAGAGGGCCGCCACUGGGCGCAGAUGGCGCACGAGACGCGCAAAGCGGUCGCCAUGUGGCACACGCUUAGA
This is a messenger RNA of Iphiclides podalirius (scarce swallowtail), 1491 nucleotides long. The record is from the annotation of a GenBank genome assembly. NCBI's taxonomy places the organism in Eukaryota, Metazoa, Arthropoda, Insecta, Lepidoptera, Papilionidae.